GAAUCACAGCUCACUCAUGCGCACAUUGCCCUGGAGACCACUAGUACAAGAGCUCAACACCCACACACACUUCACUUUUAGGUUUUAGACAUAACGACCAUUAAUUUGGAACAAGCUAAUUUCUAGCUUGAUAAAACUGGAAGUAAAGCGAGUUUCUCUAGCGCUCUAAGCAAGUCAUAACCCAAGAAAUGAGUGAAGAAUCAUCAACCCAGCCACAAGGCUCUGGAGAGCAGAUAUUCAACCAAUUUUGUGACUCAAACAAUUUCAGAGAGAUACUGCAACUGUUUAAUACCCUCUGCUCUGAACUAAAAGUAGACCCCAGCCAAUAUGAAGGGUUCUACCCCUCACUAAAGAGCUGUCUCACCUCUUGGAAGGCAACGUCCCUCUUCCAGUUGCUGGAUGAUCGAUCAUCUCAGCCGGAGUACGAGGGAGGGAGUGUGUGUGCUGGUAGGAGAGUGCUGGUGGUGGGGGCAGGUCCAGUGGGUCUCCGUGGAGCCAUCGAGUUAGCAAUGCUCGGAGCAAAGGUCGACCUCGUGGAGAAGAGGCCUGAUUUCCAGCGAAACAACUCACUGCAUUUAUGGCCGUUUCUAAUUACCGAUCUUCGUAACCUAGGAGCUAAGAAGUUCUACGGGAGAUUUGCCUCUGGCUCCAUUGAACACAUCUGUAUCCGAAUUCUGCAAGCUAUUCUACUCAAGAUAUGUCUGCUACUGGGGGUCAAAGUCCAUGCCGGGGUCACUUUCAAUGGUAUCAUCGAACCCAAAGACGCCCACACCGGAUGGAGGGUCGAGACCACACCCACAUCCAUAGCCUCUAACGACUAUGAUGUCAUACUAGCCGCCGAUGGAAAACAACAAAGUUUGUCUGGAUUCCGUGCAAAAGAAUUUCGGGCAAAAUUGGCCCUCGCUAUCACUGUGAAUUUCGUCAACCAUAACACACAGGCGGAGAAUUCUGUGCCGGAGAUAGGGGGUGUGGCCUUUGUGUAUCGGCAGGAGUUCUUCAACAGCUUGGCCAAGACUCACGAUAUAGAGCUGGAGAAUAUAGUUUAUUAUAAGGAUGAGACCCACUACCUUGUGAUGACCGUGAGGAAGCAGAGUCUGCUGAGGAAGGGAGUACUCAAGAAGGACCUCAGUGACCCCAAACAGCUGCUCUCGAAGGCCAACACUGAUCGUGGUUGCCUGGAGCAGUUUGCCCUGGAGGCGACGAGCUUUGCCACCGAGGGAGGACUGGGAGAAGUGGAGUUUGAGAAGAACCAUCGCGGAGAGAAGGACGUCGCACUGUUUGACUUCACCUCGUUGUUUGCUGCCGAGAAUGCAGCACGCAUUAUUGAGAGAAAGGGGCGGAGAUUGCUGCUCUGUCUGGCAGGGGACAGUCUCAUUGAGCCGUUCUGGCCAACUGGCUCUGGUUGUGCCCGAGGGUUUCUCGGUGUGUUUGACAAUGCCUGGAUGAUCAAGAGGUUCUGCUUGGAGAAUGCCACGCCCCUUGAGCUCAUCGAGGAGAGAGAGGCCAUCCUCUACCUCCUCCCACAGACCACGCCUCGGAGACUCAGUGGGAACUUCAGCUCCUACACCAUCGACCCCAAGACAAGGUAUCUGAACCUGAGUGAGCUGGUUCCCCCUGGAGACGUGAGUCACUUGUAUGACACAGACAAUAAGAACACUGCAGCUGCUGUCAGUAAGAGCAGGACCUCCGUACAGCCACCCAGCCAGGACAAGCCUAAACCUGCUGUUGAACAGACUACUGUGGAGCCGACAAUAAAGCGAUCCAAGUCAUCUGAAGUUCUCUCCUCUGAUGCUCGUUCAGCCACACCCUCACACGAUAAUGCCCAUACACCCUCACAUCCUCACGAGCAAACCUCCGAGCCGUCUAUAGCCACCGUGAAGAGUAUUUGGCAGAAGAGAAUGUCCGUAAAGAGUGACAAAACACCAACAAAACAAGACCCAUCCCCUCAAACAGAUACGAAACAUACCCCCAAAGACAUGAAAAGUGCCACAGUGAAGGCUACUGCUACAAAAAUGGCCCCCAAAGAUGCCAAAUCUAGCCCCAAAUCGACGCUCAAAGAUGCAAAGCAGACUCAUAAGGAUGAGAGCAAGUCAAAGCCAAGUGCUCAGAUAACAGCCUCUAAAACUGUCCGUACCAGAACACCACCACCCCCCACUAGGGGGCGAGACAGAACACCACCACCCUCCAUUAGGGGGCGAGAAUCACCUGUCAGUGAACUAGCCAGGCUCACACCAGUCAAGCAACAACAAUCCCCCUCCCACAAGACCAACGCUAAACCACCCCCUGGCCACGCUUCUCCAAAACCUAAGAGAACUGACAAAACAGUAAAGACCGUAAAGAAAGAUACAGAGAAGCCACCCAGCUCUCCAAAAUGGUCCCGAUUUUCCAAAUUUCGAGCGAGAUCUGAAAGCCCAGAACCUAGUCCCAAACAGGGGAAGAGAUCGCUUGAUAAGGACUCGAAAUCAGCGAAGAAACAUCCAUUACAAACUUCCCGUAGUCUGCAAAACUUGAACGAGGAGGCAGCUAUCGAUGAAACGACAAUAAACGUUCAGGACAUUGUGAAGAAGUACGACUUGAGGGCUGGGUCUGUCACUCAAAGUGGAGCCAAGCAAUCAGCGAGUGUGGUGACGCCUAGCGACAAGGGAGGCAGCAAAGGUAAACACUCUCCCAAAACAAAGGAGAAAAAAUCGAAAUCGAAAAAAGACAAGGAUACCAAAGAAAGUAAAGGAGGAUUUUUCUCUCUCUUAAAAAGUCGGAAGCUGUAUGACGUAUCAGCUGUUUCUUCUAAAGACAAGAAAUCAUCAGCUGUGAAGCCAUUAAAUGAACAAAAUGAGCAGCCAAUCGUGCGGAGGAGGAUCAAACAGUUUGGUCACAUGACUGAUGGAAUUGAAGAUACUGAUUGUGGUGUUGUACUAAUGGGUGUGGCCCCGCUAGUGGAGGACGGUAACGACGAGGAGAUAAUCACAUUCGAGAGCCCAACACAAAGCGAAACUGAAGACUCAAACGAUUUGUCACCUGAGAUGGCUAGUAUGGAGAAAGAAGAUGGCUCUAGUUCAGAGGACAGUACUGGAGACAUUCCAAGCCCAGAGGGGAAUUCCCCAGUGCCUGAGGACAGUACAAGUGGGGAGAUUCCCUCUGUUGAGGGAAACUCCCCUGAAGGCCAAUGUGAUGGUGCUGAGCGUGUCAAGAAGUUGAAGGAAGUGUUUUCUUCAAAGCCAGCAGCUCAACCACUCUCCAGGCAUUCCAGCUACAACAAAAGAUCAAAAGAGAUUGAUUUAUCAGAUAUCCUCAACCAGAAAUCCAAGCCGGCCAGCUCCCACCCCCUGUGGCUAGCGAGGGUCACUCAAGGUCUCAACAAGACUCUCGAGCGUCUGAGGAGAGAGAAUGAGAUGAUGGCCACCAAGACAGCUCUGGAGAUACUUAACACCAUCUUGAGCAAUGUUCAGGCACACCCAGAGAGCGAUGUGUACCGACGAGUGAGGGUGAGCAGUGAGAGCUUCUCCCUCAAGGUCUGGCAGUUACCACACGCCAGUCAGUUCAUGGCCAGAGCUGGCUGGGUAGAGAUUGACGAGUUUAUUAUCCUGCCAAUGGAUGCCAGAGUUGACAAUGCCAAGAGAGUUCUUGACAAGCAUUUGAACAUAGUGAACCAGAUGCUUUGGUCUCGACAGCUUGAGCUACCCCCCACAGGGGUAGUGGAAAGACCCCCCAGGGAUAGGGGGAGAGCAGCCACACUCACAAAGAGAAUGUCUUAUGCAACAAGACUCGUGGAUGAGAGCCUCAAGAGAAUCGAAGAAGACCCCAUUCUCACAGCUCACCGUGACGACACGGAUCACCAUGGUAACAGUGAGAACACAGCCCCACCACCGAGCGAGGAUAGUGACACCUUGCAACAGAGUAUGGCAGAGCCUAAUCUGGACCUUGAGAAGAUUGGUGGGGAGGAGGAGCUGACAAUGAAAGCAGCGUCUUUGGCUCGGAAUAUCUGGAAACAGAGGAGUGAUCAACAAGUGAGAGUGCCUAAGGAGAAGGAAUGUGUGCUCAUCACAGACACAGAGCUGUAUGACCUCCCACACUCAAGUCAUCGUGGACACAAAGCCGGUGGACUAGUGGCUGAUGUGCCUGUUAGUGUCGAGGGUGGUGGUCUACACACACGCUCGUGUGGGGAGGUGGACGUACGACUACUCAAGCUCAACCAAUCAGCAAGCAAACGAUCGUCUCUCAACAGCACUGGGGGUCAGAGGUCACUUGAGGGGAUUAACGAACAAGCCAGCACUGUAGUUGAUAACGAGAGACAAAAUGAAAGCAAAGAAGACAUUGCAGCAUGCUCUGGUUCUCCUGUACAUUCUACAGGAGGGGACCCCCCACGAUCAGACACCCCACAGAGCUCAUCCUCUCCUCAAGAGCGCCCCCUGACAGUAUCUCCAAGUGGCUCUGCACCACGAGGGGACCAGCUGAGGCAGCUGCUGGGGACAGGCUCGCUAGUGGAGGAGGCAAAGAACGAAGUGGACGAUAUACCCAAACAAGCUACUGAUGCACAGCAUUCUACGGUGCAUUCCAUUCUGAGUGAGCGUAUGGAGUAUGGGAACCUGACCAUGGAGGUGGCGGCCCAGACCAGACAGAGGUGGAAGGAGACAGAAGAAGCGUCACUGAAGGCAACAAAAGACAAAGAAACUACCCAGGCCAAGACUACGAACACUAACUGAACGUUAUGUUUUGAUCGCUCAUUAUUAUUUGAUGUCAUUAUAUAUGUAUCACUGUAAUAUCUCCAUAAUAUUAGAAACCCAAUACAGAGAUAGUUCAUUGCAAUAUUUUUACAACCAUUCUUUAUUUUGUCAUAAAAAUUUUCUACGAAAGUUCAUAAAAAGUCAGUUCAAAUUGA
Molecule: messenger RNA, 4876 nt
Organism: Halichondria panicea
Lineage: Eukaryota; Metazoa; Porifera; Demospongiae; Suberitida; Halichondriidae
Exons: 18
Coding region: 189-4700 (1503 amino acids)
Source: RefSeq, a predicted model, not a curated record